Amorphotheca resinae ATCC 22711 is the source of this 735-nucleotide messenger RNA. RefSeq lists its product as hypothetical. The transcript is spliced from 3 exons. The record is from RefSeq and is a predicted model, not a curated record. NCBI's taxonomy places the organism in Eukaryota, Fungi, Ascomycota, Leotiomycetes, Helotiales, Amorphothecaceae. Bases 1 to 735 code for a protein of 244 amino acids.
AUGUCUUCCAACAAUACACCAGAUCUUGCCUCGGUAUUAAGAACUCUAGCUGGUCUUGCCCCUCAGAAUCAACACCAGGGUCAUGCUACACAUCAAAUUAAUCCACAGGCACCUCACCAUUUUCAGCCUCCCCCUCAGCAGGCGUGGCCACAAAAUUCUCUAGCAUCUUCGAGUAAUCAGAAUGCUACACCGGCGAGUGCCACGAAAAUCGUCGAUCCUGCCACUAUUAUUGACUGGUCAUCGGGUCUAAGAUGUGUGAUGAAGACUGUUGCAAAGCAUGAGAACAUGCUACAGGACAUUCGGCGUAUGAUCAAGGUCCAGCACGAGCAUGAAGAACAGUGGUGGAAAGGCCGUCAAGCUCUCCGGGAGAGACAAGAGGCAAGAAAGGAGGGCCAGAAGAAAUUGGACGAUGUCCUGAAACUGGUUGGUGGAGCUGUCUCGGCAGGUUCAUCGAAUACCACCCCGGAAGAGAUGGCCAAGGAACUCGAGACUUAUGACAUGAAGGUCUACAAGGCCCAGAUGCAGAUGGUGAGGGAGAUGACGGCCAGGCUACGAAGCCUAGGUGUUCCCUUCUUUGGGACGAGGACUGAGCUGGUAAGGAUCAAUGGGAAAGGGGGAGCAGAAGAGGGACGGUCAGCUGGUGGGAAGGGCGAGGAUGGGAUGAUUGACGAAAUUGAGCUGGUGAAGCUACAGAAGAAGAUGCUUGCACUAUUGGAAGAUCUCUGUAGUGAAUGA